UGGGAGCUACUGAGCAAGGCGGAGAUCUGAUGUCAGAUCUUUUUAACAAACUGGUCCUCCGGCGCAAAGGCAUUUCGGGCAAAGGACCAGCCGCUGGUGGAGACAGCAAUGCGCCCAAUGUACCAGCAGGUGCCUUUGGCCGCAUCUCCGACACCAUUCCGCCCCUGCCACCUCCACAGCAGCCAGCUGGGGAAGAGGACGAAGACGACUGGGCUUCCUAGAUGGCACUUCAGAAGGCAACAUAAGGAGGCUUAACAGAGGGCCCUCUUGCUGUUUGACACGUCCAUCUUUUUUUUAAGAAUACUCACUACAGUGGAUAUUGCCACUUUGCCAUCCAAUCCUGAACACCAACAUGAAUAUAAUUACGCACACAGAAGAAUCUGCCGCCGUGCAAUUUGUCCUCAAGGACGAGAGCUAGUUUCCAUCUUAGAAAAAGCCUCCGUGACCAAAACAUGGCAUGUGAAAACAUUUGGCAUCUGCAGCAAGACUCUGCUUGCUGGGAGCUGGGAGGCUUCAGAGGCUACCCAGCCACUACUGAGAACAGUUUCUGUUUUCUUUCAAUGCUCAUAUCCUUUUUAGCUCUCUAAAGGACUUUUGCCUGCUCGGUGCAAUGAUUAUAUAUAUAAAUAUGCAUUUUACUCUACUACUUGCUUUGAAUGUCCUAAAUGAAAACCUGAAAGAAGCCUGUUUUUGCAUCCAAGUGCAAUAAGAACACAUUUCGGGGGACAAAACUGGAAUGGAGGGUGCUGCAUUAUUAGCUUGCAUAUAGGAAAAUGCAUUAACCUGUUUCAAAGAAAGGCACGCUUUGCUUUACUUUCCUUGUCCCGUCUUCUUCCUUUCAACUUCUUGUUGCGGAAGGUAGUAUUUGUUUGCAGCAUCAGGAUGGAAACUCA
Messenger RNA from Thamnophis sirtalis, 893 nucleotides. Lineage: Eukaryota; Metazoa; Chordata; Lepidosauria; Squamata; Natricidae. The record is from RefSeq and is a predicted model, not a curated record.